AUGAAGAUCUUAGCAACUCCUGCUUUCGCGCUUCUAGCUGCAGCUUUCGCACGUUCUACUUUCACAACUCUCGCUCAGCAAGUUGGAACCAAUACGAAAGAGGUGCACCCACCUCUCGUGUCUUCUCACUGCUCAAAGACCGCCGGGUGCGUAACGGAGACGACAUCGAUUGUGCUGGACGCCAACUGGCGCUGGCUGCAUCAAGUUGGCGACUAUAAAAACUGCUACACUGGCAAUCAGUGGGACUCCACGCUGUGCUCAGACCCAAAAGCUUGCGCCCGAAAUUGCGCUCUCGAAGGUGCAAACUACCAAGGAACCUACGGCAUUACCACAUCCGGCGACGAGUUGAAGCUCAAUUUAGUCACGCAAGACCAGUAUGGAACGAACGUGGGCUCGCGUGUUUACCUCUUGGACGCGGACGGCUCCAAGUAUAAGCAAUUCAAGUUGCUGAAUCAGGAGUUUACACUCGACGUGGACGUCUCCAAUCUUCCUUGCGGACUCAACGGUGCGCUUUACUUUGUGCAGAUGGACAGCGACGGAGGAGGUAGUCGCUUUCCAUCCAACCAGGCAGGUGCAGGCUAUGGCACGGGCUACUGCGAUGCCCAGUGUCCGCAUGACAUCAAGUUUAUCAACGGCGAGGCCAACACGCUCGAAUGGGGUGCUACGAGCCAAAAUGCAGGUGGUGGGAAGUAUGGUGCCUGCUGCGCUGAGCUAGACAUUUGGGAGGCAAACAGCAUGAGCAAUGCUUUCACUUCGCACCCGUGCACGUCAAAAGGACUUUUACGCUGCUCAAGCCCGGAGGAGUGCGGCAGCGGUGAUGGCAAUCGCUACAAGGGCGUGUGUGACAAAGACGGCUGUGACUUUAACCCCUUCCGAAUGGGCAACGAGACGUUUUACGGCCCCGGGCCUCAAUUUACUAUCGACACCACGCGGAAGUUCACGAUCGUCACCCAAUUCAUUACGAGUGACAAUACCGCAGCUGGGCAUCUCGUCGAGAUCCGACGCUUGUUCAAGCAGGACGAUCGCGUUGUAGCCAUGCCACAGAGCAACUGGUCCAUCUUGGACAGUGCCGACUCGAUUACCGACUCGAUGUGCGAGGCAUCCAAGACUUUUUUCAAGGACCCGAACGAUCACGCUGACAAGGGUGGGCUCGUGCGCAUGGGCGAGCAAAUGGCGAGCGGCAUGACGCUCGUCAUGAGCUUGUGGUCCGACCAUGCCGCCUACUGUCUCUGGCUCGACAGCAGCUACCCUGCUGAAGCGGACUCGACGACGCCCGGCGUCAAGCGUGGCCCGUGUCCAACGUCCGGCGGUCGUCCGGCUGAGGUGGAGAUCCAGCACCCGGAUGCCACCGUCAAGUUCAUGAACAUUCGCGUGGGAGACAUUGACUCGACGUACUAG
Hyaloperonospora brassicae is the source of this 1398-nucleotide messenger RNA. The record is from the annotation of a GenBank genome assembly. Lineage: Eukaryota; Oomycota; Peronosporomycetes; Peronosporales; Peronosporaceae.